Molecule: messenger RNA, 631 nt
Organism: Pyrenophora tritici-repentis Pt-1C-BFP
Lineage: Eukaryota; Fungi; Ascomycota; Dothideomycetes; Pleosporales; Pleosporaceae
Product: AtpC, F0F1-type ATP synthase, epsilon subunit (mitochondrial delta subunit)
Biological process (GO): proton motive force-driven ATP synthesis
Molecular function (GO): proton-transporting ATP synthase activity, rotational mechanism
Source: RefSeq, a predicted model, not a curated record
AUGAGCUCUCUCCGUAUCGCCCGAGCCGCCCUCCGCGCGAGGCCCGCUGCCAUUGCCCGCCCCAUCCAGCGAAGAGGCUACGCCGAGGUCGCCAACGACAAGAUCAAGCUGUCCCUAGCUCUUCCGCAUCAGUCCAUCUACAAGUCCCAGGACGUUGUCCAGGUCAAUCUUCCCGCGGAAACCGGUGACAUGGGUGUCUUGGCCAACCACGUUGCUUCAAUCGAGCAGCUCAAGCCCGGCCUAGUCGAGAUCAUUGAGGAGUCUGGCGGCAGCAAGCAAUUCUUCCUCUCCGGUGGAUUCGCCGUUGUGCAGCCAAACUCUGUUCUUAGCAUCAACGCCGUCGAGGGUUACCCAUUGGAGGACUUCAGCGCCGAGGCUGUCAGGAACCAGAUCGGCGAGGCACAGAAGAUUGCCAGUGGAAGCGGCAGUGAGGCUGACAUUGCCGAGGCCAAGAUUGAGCUUGAGGUUCUCGAGAGCCUCCAGGCUGCGUUGAAGUAAGCCUGUAAAUAGCGUUUAUUAGGCAGGUCGUAUGCGGUAUGUACAGUAACAGAUGCCGCGUACUUUCCGUGCGCAAAGUGUAGAAGGAGCCCAUGAGGCAUCCCAAACAUUGCAACAAACCCUCGCAUUAUCU